Molecule: messenger RNA, 1299 nt
Organism: Zymoseptoria tritici IPO323
Lineage: Eukaryota; Fungi; Ascomycota; Dothideomycetes; Mycosphaerellales; Mycosphaerellaceae
Exons: 6
Coding region: 46-1107 (353 amino acids)
Cellular component (GO): nucleus; cytoplasm
Molecular function (GO): RNA binding
Source: RefSeq, a predicted model, not a curated record
AUUACCAGGGCAGAAUGGGUCGCAGCUCAUAAAACAAUUGACAAAAUGAGCAGUGCUAUCGCAAGCAAGAACCUUUACGACCUCCUGGGCAACGACCCGGAUCAGGAUCCUGAUCGGGCGCCGGACCCACCUGUCAAGGUCGUCGACAAGCCAGCUCCACGUGUCGGGAAGCGCAAUGUCGCUACCUCUGACCCUCUCGCGGAUCCUCUGAGACCGAAUGCCGGACGUACAGGAGGAGGACGUGGUGAUCAGGCUGGAUCCAACAACCGUGAGCAGCGCGACGACCGCAACCGCAAUAGGGAAGCGCGUGGUGAUCGUGGUGAGGGACGCGGUGAGGGACGUGGCCGUGGAGGACGUGGACGUGGAGGCCGAGGCGGUCGCGGCGGCGCCCCUCGCGAUGAUCGUCACAGCCACACUGGCAUCCAGGAGCACGAGAAGCAAGCAGCUCACGGCUGGGGCGCUGAGACCGGCACUGCUGAAUGGGCGGACGAGAGAGCCGGCGAGGCAAUCGCUAGUGCCGAGGCUAAGAACGACGCCGGCUUCACUCCCGACACCACUGGUGCUGACCCAGCAUUCUCCACUGGACCAGGUGGUCCCGGUGAGGUAGUAGGCGAAGAUGCCGUUGCCGAGCCAGAGGAUAACACCAAGUCCUACACCCAAUACCUCGCUGAGCAAGCCGAGAAGCGCGCAGCACUCUCCUCAAACCUCUCCGUCCGUCAGGCCAAUGAAGGCUCCAAGCAGCAAUUCCCCGAGGGCAAGGCUUUCUCCCGCGAGACCGAGGAUUUCAUCGCUGGAUCCGGCGGCAAGGCUCGCAAGGCCAAGGAGGCUCAGGACAAGAAGGAGCGACUCACUCUGGAGGGUCAGUACUACCAGGCUGCCGAGUCUGGUGACCGUGGUGGACGUGGCGGCCGUGGAGGUCGUGGCGGCGGACGUGGUGGUGGUGGACGUGGCGAGUUCAGGGGAGAUCGUGGCUCUCGAGGCGGACGCGGCCGUGGCGACUCUAGAGGAGGUGCCCGCGGCGGUGAGCGCACUGAGCAACGCGGUGGUGCCCGCGGUGGUUUCAAUGCUACCGAUGCGGCUGCCUUCCCAGCACUCGGAGGAGCAUAAACGCCCCUAUCACUCCACAACACACGGCAAGCCUCUUCUCAGCAAAGCUUGUACCUUUGUCGAUGAUGCAUCUUUGAUGCAAUGUCUGACGAAUUCCCACUCUAGGGUUCUGGCAAAGUAGUGCCAACUGGGCGCAUGAGAGCACAUGUCUCAGUACAGAUAAUCGAUCAAAAUGGGACCAUUCAAUCUGUC